Messenger RNA from Oenanthe melanoleuca, 2035 nucleotides. Its product is annotated as endonuclease domain-containing 1 protein-like. Bases 123 to 947 code for a protein of 274 amino acids. The record is from RefSeq and is a predicted model, not a curated record. NCBI's taxonomy places the organism in Eukaryota, Metazoa, Chordata, Aves, Passeriformes, Muscicapidae. The transcript is spliced from 3 exons. Gene Ontology annotation, molecular function: nucleic acid binding; metal ion binding; hydrolase activity.
UGGCAGUGCUGAGGAUUCAAACUGUCCUUACUCCAGGGAGAAGACUGAAGGAACUCUUCAUCUGCCUAUUCUGAGACUCUGUUUCAAGGGGAGCAAGAGCCCUUCACUGAAAUCCUCCCACCAUGCUGGGGCUGCUGCUGCUGCAGGUGUUGGCGAGCUGCCUCUGCCUGGGACACAGCGAGGUGGUGACAUCCUUUACAACUGCAUGUGCUCAGUUUUUCUAUGAGAAGACCCCCCCAAGUGACACCCUGCGUCCAACAAAUGCAGCCAGGAUCUGCCAGCGCUUAAGUAACAAAUAUCACUUUGCCACCCUGUAUGACAAAACUCGCAGAAUUCCAGUGUACUCUGCUUAUAUCUACAAGCCUGGACAUGGAUACAGAUAUAACUCAUGGUUUAUUGAGCCCCAGCUGAUUGACAAAAAAAGUUAUGGCAAAGAAAUGGCUGAGCCGUGGACCAUCCCUUCAGCGAAUAUUGGCGAGAAUCAGGCUGUUGAGAAUGACUACAGCAGUGCCGUGAUGCCUGUGGACCGUGGUCACUUGUGUCCCAGUGGCCACCUUUAUGAGCAGACCAGCAGGUGGGCUACCUUCACCCUCACCAACAUAGUGCCCCAGUACAGCACACUCAACCAGGGUGCCUGGAGUGUGUACGAGGACACAACAAUGCGCAACAAGACUGACGGCUGUGAUAAAACCUAUGUCAUCACGGGUGCUGUACCUGGGAACACCAACAUCUCCAAUGGGAGGGUUAAUGUACCCAGCCACAUCUGGUCAGCUGCCUGCUGCCUGGUGGGUACAAAUCCCACUAGGGCUUGGGGGGCCAUUGCUAAGAACGAGAGAGGCAAUAACCAGGUGACGAAUCUCAACCUGGGGAGGCUGGAAACGAAAUUGUCUGAGCUCUAUGGGGGGAAAGUUGUUACUCUAUUCAACAAUGCCUGUCCCCGGCAAUAAGCCUCACAUCCUUCAUGGAAAAGGCUCAGAAAAUUUUCCCACAUGUCACAGAACCACAGAAUCACUGAAUGGGUUGGUUUUCAAGGGACAGGUUGUUCCAAGCCCUCCCCAGCCUGGCCUUCAAUGCUUCCAGGGAUGGGGCAGUCAAAACAGCUCAGGGUAACUUUUGCUCAUAGCACAGUCUGCUCCCAGGAAUUUACUUCUUUAGAAUAUCCCAUCUAACCCUGCCCUCCAUCAGUGGGAAACCAUUCCCUCUUGUGCUGUCACUCCAUACCCUUGUCCAAAGACCCUCUCCAGCCCUCUUAGACAUCCUGUAGGUACUGCACUCUCUGGAGUCUUCUCCAGGCUGAACAUGCCCAGCUCUCUCAGCCUCUCUCCAGAGCAGACGUGCUCCAGCCCUCAGAGCACCUUCAUGGCCUGCACUGGACUCCACUCCAACAGCUUUGUAUCCUUCUUGUGCUCUGGGCCCCAGAGCUGGAGGCAGCACUGCAGCUGGGCUCUCAGCACAGCACAGCAGAGCAGAGGGGGACAAAUGUCCUGUGCAGCUUCUGUGCUGCUUCCUUCUCUGGUGUCUUUCCAGCUCUGUCCCUCAGGGCACCUCCUGCUCUGCCCAAAGGCACAAAGCCGUGGGCAGAGCCUCCAGCUGCUUUGCUUUGCUGCCCAUCUCAGGAGAGAGCUCUCAGGGACGAGUCCUCUCCUCCUUAGCUGUCCCUGACAGUGUGCAGCUGACUUGUCCCUCACCUCCUUAGCAAGGCCAAGGCACCAGGGCACCUCAGGCUGCCCAGACACCUUGUCUGGACAUCUCCAUGUCUGCACAUACCCAAAGCCCAACAAUGAUCCUGGACAACCUGCUCCAGCUCAUCCUGCUUGAGCCUGGAGUGUGGACUAGAAGAUCUUGACAAGUCCCUGCAAAACCCAACAAUUCAGUGAUUAUGUGAUCCUGGGACAUGCUUUUGUUUGCUUGCUUUUGAAAGUGCACCUUGAGAGCAGCACCUGUUGUAUCAGACAGGCAGCCUUUGGCAUCAGAUACAUAGAAAGCUUAGAGCAGCCAAAGCUAAAUUCCUGUGAUGCUCUCACUGGAUACCUGC